AAUGAAUCAUUAUGCAAUGGCGGGUGUUAUGAGCUCUAAAGUCUUCAUUCACACUCCACACUCCUCCAUUGAAGAAUCCAUUUAUCUUCUUCCCCGUUUGCAUUUCCUCCUUAUCCGUUCACCUUGUCGGUUUUGUCCUUCCGAGUUUGUUCUUUCAAUUAUCUGUCAAUUUCCUUCUUCGAUCUGUGUCGUUGGUAAUUUGUUAACUUAAAUUUAGCCAUCGAUUCCGUUCUUGAAAUUUAGAUUUUUCAUUCUAGAAUUUCGGGAUGCGGGAAUUGUUUUACCGGAUCGAGCUGUGAUCGCCGUUUGUAGCGUACUAAUCGGAGACCUCUGUUACGAGUAUUUGACGUGAUACGGCCUACUUUUCGUAUAAAAGGUAAACGGAUCUUCAAACACUUCUCAGUGCUAAGACUGAUGAUCAAGACUCGCUUUAUUUCCCACCGACGAUAACGAUAGAUAUCUCUGAUAGGAUUGGGGAUUUUGCACAUUAGUUUUAUCUGAUCAUUCACAUUUGGGUGAACUGAAGGACGCGAGAUGGGGUCUUUGCAAGGACCGGUUGUUUGCCCAACUAUGCGCGCCAAGCAAGCAGGAUUCUGUACUCUUCCAAUAAAUCGUUCUUUAAUGGCUUUUAGGUUUCGAAGAGGUGAAUUAUGGGGUUUUGCUGGGACCAACGGUUUGCGUGCCAAGUUACCAGGUAUUUCUCAGCAAGGCUGUGCUAGAAAAUGCAAGACAUUGUGUUGCAGCUUCAAUUCAUCAUCGGACGACAAUGGAAGUACAGCAGAGAACUUCAACGGGAAGGAUGAAGAAUACGUUGAAUCGAGCGUGAUUGAGGCUGUUGAGGUGACAAGUGUUGCCGAUGAGUUCGUGAUUAAAAUGAGGGAUGGUAGGCACUUAAGGUGUGUUCACAACAACCCUCACGGUGGGCAUCUGCCGGAUUAUGCUCCACAUCCUGCAAUUGUGUUGAAGAUGGAAGAUGGGACUGGUCUUCUUCUUCCCAUAAUCGUGUUGGAAAUGCCAAGCGUGCUGCUUAUGGCUGCUAUGCGAAACGUUCCAAUUGCCAGACCAACUAUGUAUCAAGUGGUGAAAGAGAUGAUUGAAAAGAUGGGUUAUGAAGUCAAACUCGUAAGGGUUACGAAGAGAGUGCACGAGGCAUAUUUUGCUCAGUUAUAUCUCUCAAAGAUUGGUUGUGAGACUGACUGCAUCAGCUUCGAUCUCCGACCUUCAGAUGCAAUAAACAUUGCAGUCCGAUGCAAGGUCCCAAUUCAAGUGAACAAGUAUCUUGCUUACAGUGAUGGCAUGAGAGUUGUUGAAACUGGGAAGCUGCCCUCCCAGGCCCCUGCUACGGAUGGCUUAUUAUUCACCGAAGUGGAUAGGCCUAAUGGUCAGCCUUGUGCUGAAGCCAAAGAGUUCAAUCUUAUCAGGAAUAUGCUGAUUGCUGCUGUUGAAGAGCGCUACAGAGAUGCUGCUCAAUGGAGGGACAAGCUCAAUCUUCUGAGGGCUAGGAGGAAUUUGGCGUAAGAGUUACUCCUGGAGAAAGAGUACAUGUACAUAGAACGUAAUUGUUCGGGGCCGAGGUUGGUUUGCGUGGGUAAAUUACAUUGCCUCUCGCCUCUUUCUACUUGCGUUAUGUAUUUAGCAAACUCUGUGAAUAUACGUAUAGAUAUCUAUAUAUAUGUGUGUGUUUGCAGAUCGUCAGAUGUGUUCUUUGUGAAAUGCAUGAUAUAACCAAAUCCUUUGAUGCUUCACAAUCAUGAA
This is a messenger RNA of Cucurbita maxima (winter squash), 1755 nucleotides long. Its product is annotated as bifunctional nuclease 1-like. Lineage: Eukaryota; Viridiplantae; Streptophyta; Magnoliopsida; Cucurbitales; Cucurbitaceae. Gene Ontology annotation, biological process: protein ubiquitination. Gene Ontology annotation, cellular component: nucleus; VCB complex. The transcript has 11 exons. Gene Ontology annotation, molecular function: nuclease activity. The record is from RefSeq and is a predicted model, not a curated record. Bases 535 to 1518 code for a protein of 327 amino acids.